AUGGCACACAAGGGGCACACCUACGAUGUGGUGACCACUGUCGAGGCACUCAACGCGAGCUUCUCGUUUGACCCCGACUGCCAUAUCGAUCGCGUCCUGCCAGAUGCGUCACAGGAGCUGGUGAAGCAGGUAUUGUGGGCAACAUCGCGGGUAUCGGCUGUGGACGGCAAGCCUGUUGCGGACAGCCCUGAGCUGAAGGAGGCACUGCUGGCGGCAGUCAUGCGGCACCACAGUCCACCACCUGCAACAGGAGCGGAGAAGAAGGUGCCCACUUUAGCGGUGAUAUUUCCGAAGACCCGAAUCAUCGUCACCUUUGAGCGCACCGAUGAGCACGCAUCCAAGGUCUUGAUCGAAGGCAGCGUUGUCAGCGACGGUACCGUGAGCAAGGUGGAGGUUCUGAGCUCGGCUGCCGUACAGGAGCUGAUCAACGAGAUAGCGCCACCGUCCACUGCGGAACCGCCGCCGGCGCUGCCGACAAUGGAUGUCGAUCUGCGCGGAUCUUUCCGGCGCAGCAUGAACGGCCACCCAGGAGUAACUGCGGCGUUGCUUAAGGAGUCUAUCAGUGCUGCUUCACUAAACUCGAACUCGGCAGGGGGUCGUGGCUUUACAUUGGCUACAGCGACUGGCGGCGCUUUCCAACCAGUAACGCGACUACUCUCCUCCUCGCCACCGCCGCCAGCGCUACAAAGCCACAACAAGAGCAGCGGCUCAUUAUUGGACUUAGACGACAGCGAGGCGGCCUCGGAGGCCUCCUCCAGCGACUUCGACACUGUGCGCAUUUGCCAGCUGAAGGGCACCUCUCCCUCUGACCUGUGCGUUACGACACCCGCCUGUGCCACAGCGGCCGAGCCUGCUACACCAGGGCUGCUCGAGUUUGAGAAGAUGAAGCUUUCGAUGCGCGGGGACGAGAUGCUGCGCCAUCUCGGGUCCGGCGUUAGCACCUUUGGACACGCUGCGAGCGACGUAGCGGAAAUGACGGUCAAGGGUCGUAUCAGGCGCGCGCUGGAUCGUGUAGAGAUGGGGUACUGCGUCAUUUGUGUGACUCAGGAUAUCAAUCCGAUUGCCGAAAUCGAGCUGCUCGCGCUGACAGCAAGGAAGCGCGUCGUCGCCUUUGACUUGAGCAUCAAGCUGCGCCUCCGACCAAAGCCAGAGGUGCUCGCGGCCCAGUUUGCAGAGGCCAUGCGCAGCGGCGCGUGGUUUGUCAUGGUGAACGCGCACAAGUCCAUCAGCACUUGUCUUGUCUUAGAGGAACUGCUGGGGGACGCCCACGAGCAUAACCUCGAGGGCUUUGACCCCUCUGCGCGCAUUAUCAUCGCUUUAGAGUCGCACCCACACUUUCCCAAGGCGCUCGUGCAUCACGCCGUGGUCCUCAAGCUCGUCUCCAACUUCCAGGGCUCGUCCUUCCUGUCGGACUCCAUGGCCGCGUCAAUCUCGCGUGCACGUCUCGUCACAGCGGACGCACUCACCCUGUCCCAGAUGGGUGGCCCGUCGGCGCGCAGCUCGCAGUCCUCGGUGACAUCGAGAGCCACCGUGCAGAAGCCCGCCAAGAAGCACGUGCGCAUCAGUGCUGCGGUGGAUAUCGUUGACAUUGCACCUCGCGAGGUAGUCCAAGUGCAAAAGCGCGAUUGCCCCAUUGACGUGAGCGGCAGCGUCGCUCUCUUCAAGACAUUCAGCGGUGUUAGCGGCGACAAGUUUCUCUGCGUGCGGUCGGCGGGUGAGAUGGGCCGCUUCGCUGUCGGCUCCUCGUGCGGUAACGUCUACUUUUUGGACUCGCUGGGUAAUUCACUCCUUCAGGCCCACGCGCACAACGCCUCCAUCUGGGAUGUCAGCUUCAUCGACAAGUUCCAUUUUGCCACUGGCUGCGAGGACGGGACGUCUGCUGCAUGGAGGCUAGGCGGAUCGCUCAGCGGCGCCUUGGCUGAUGAUGCGGUGCUUGUCCCAACGGCGGCAACGUCACUCGGCUCCGACGUGUACUGCGUCUGCUACCUCAAGAACAUGAACCCCUCCUCACUGCUCAUCGGUGGCUUGCACAACAGCCUUGUCAUCCGCGAGGCGGAGAGUGAGGCGGUACAUCUCGUGCCCAUCCCCUCGAAUGCCCAAGUGGUGGACUGCUUGCCGAACUCGGCCACAGCGUUGGUCGGCGGCGGCGACGGCUCAGUCUGUGUAGUGGACGUAAUGAUGGCCAAGCCGGUCAGCACGCUGAUAGACCACACCCGCAAGCUGCCGGCCCUCGCCGUUCGGGACGAUAAUCAGUUCUUUACUGGGUCCUUCGAUAGCACCAUUCUCUCGUGGGAUUUGCGAGUACCGGGCGGCGUGACGUCGUCCCUGCAGGACGGCGCAGCUGCAGCGGAGCUGUCGGCGCACACGAUGCAUACUCUGAAGCUCAAAAACUAUGUCACCGGACUGGACGUUGACGACGUGCACCUGGCCGCCAGCGUUGGCGAGAAUCUGUACUUGUGGGACAUCCGCAAGCUGCACACAGUGCUGGGCGGCUACCCACAAGGCUGGAAGGGUCUCUCGCGUGGUGUCAAAGUGCAGAGUCUGGCGCAUCUUGUGGUGACGGCGUCGCCGGACGGGUUCGUGCGCUUCUGGAACUUUGUCUAG
This is a messenger RNA of Leishmania braziliensis MHOM/BR/75/M2904, 2604 nucleotides long. RefSeq lists its product as hypothetical. Bases 1 to 2604 code for a protein of 867 amino acids. The record is from RefSeq and is a predicted model, not a curated record. Lineage: Eukaryota; Euglenozoa; Kinetoplastea; Trypanosomatida; Trypanosomatidae. Gene Ontology annotation, molecular function: protein binding. The transcript has a single exon.